AUGUCUCGAAAACACCGGCGCGGCCAACAUCAGGCCCCGGCGCAACAAGGCAAUGUCAGUGAUGAGAUGCGAGACCUCACGACGCAGGCCAUACAGGCCGACCCAAGCAACAUCACCAUCGCAGGUAGUGGCCAUUUCGCACAGCACUUCAACAUGCAGAGAAACGCAAGCCAUACGGCCCAGCCACAACGCCAACACAUGCAAGUACCUGGGCCCCAGCGGUCAUCGAGGAGGAACAAAAAUAACCGAGCAGAACCAUACUCGAGAACCCCAUCGCACCCAGAAUCCUCGCCGGCCCCCCGCCGCGAUGGCAUAGAUAAGCGCAAGGGGCAGGGCAGCCAGGGAAAGCCCUCCCCACCACCACAACCCUGUCCCAACUGCGGCAAAGACCAUCCUUUAAAGUACUGUCCUUACCCCAAUACAGAGGAUGGAAGACUACAGGCCUGUUUCAUGUGUAACACGACAGACCAUGCGUGGUUCCGGUGCAGGAAAUACAAGUACAACCAGCACAGGGUGUUCCACAGCGUCAUUGCAGAUCGACAAGGUCUCUGCCCCAUUGUGCACAACAUGGAAGCACACCACGUCUGGCAAUGCCAUUUUCAGUCCGGUGAUCGGAAGACUCGGGCUUUGACUCUGCAGCGGCCUGGUCCAUGGACUCCACAGUUCACGGUGCGCAUGUGGAAGAACGGAUCUCGUAGCACCGAAAUCAAAAUGCAGCUGGACCAGGGCCGCAAGCUUCCCUGGCACCUUUCUACGGCCGACUUGACAAACGUUGAAGAGCGCCUCAAGCGCGUCGUUCUGGAUCCAAACACCAACCCGAUGUCAGAAAACGUCGUUUACCAGGGCACAAUGACUAAGACUGACGACAUAAUCAAGUUAAUGCAGCCGAAAACCCCUUCCGGCACCAAGUCCCUGUCAUCAGGAGGUCGGAGGCUUCUGCAUCACGCGGCAGGUACAGACCCCCGACCCUGCAAUAAUUGCAGUCUUGUCGGCCAUUCCUGCAAGGAGUGCCUCUCACCCUGCACACAGUGUGGUGAGCGAAUGAACCACGGCGACCACUUGAAGGAAUGGCUUAACGGCAGAUGCCGCUACCUCUGCUGGUGCUCUGAGAGACCUGGUCACCCAUACUGGAAAUGCACGCGGCCCUGUCGGACCUGCAUACUUUUCUUGGAAGAUAAGAAUAAACACCAACCGGUUGGGGAUUGCCCGUGGCACUGCGGAGUACACCCCAAGGACACGAGGAUCAUGGGCGCCGACGAACACAAUGUCUGCAUCGAGUCUCUAGAUGGAGUGUGUCAGGAAUGCAAUGAACGCGGUGCCCACUGGCCUCAAGACUGUCCUCAAUUCCUGCGCAGAUUAUGCAUGGUUUCUGACUGCAAGAUUGAGAGCUGCCUGGAACACUGCAACAGCUGUGGCAUGGGGAGGCCCGACGGGCAGCAAACUUUCACAUACCUAAAAGAACACUGCAAUGCCACUGAGUCCGAUCUUGAGCCACUGAGACAAAUCAGCAUCCACUGGCACAAUCUGAUACACGGCCAAUGGGACCGUGUUUUUACGGAUGACAUAUCUGGAAACAAGCCGUGGAGCAUCCUGAGGUGCAAGAAGCACCCCGCCAAAGAGUUCAAGGUUGAAGAUCUCAACCAGAUUCGCCUCAACACCCUCAACCGGAUGAUCGAGAAGCUGAGGUCCGGUGCUUCAAUACAAGAUCAGGCCACUGUCAAGGUUCUGUCCUUCCCCGAAUGCCCGGACUGCUUCCUGGAGGUCAUGGGCGGCAAGGCCAACUACGUCGAGCGGACGCCGGCGUAG
Messenger RNA from Diaporthe amygdali, 1806 nucleotides. RefSeq lists its product as uncharacterized. NCBI's taxonomy places the organism in Eukaryota, Fungi, Ascomycota, Sordariomycetes, Diaporthales, Diaporthaceae. Gene Ontology annotation, molecular function: nucleic acid binding; zinc ion binding. Bases 1 to 1806 code for a protein of 601 amino acids. The record is from RefSeq and is a predicted model, not a curated record. The transcript is spliced from 2 exons.